This is a messenger RNA of Rosa chinensis, 1350 nucleotides long. Its product is annotated as GDSL esterase/lipase At4g18970. The record is from RefSeq and is a predicted model, not a curated record. Gene Ontology annotation, molecular function: hydrolase activity, acting on ester bonds. The transcript is spliced from 6 exons. NCBI's taxonomy places the organism in Eukaryota, Viridiplantae, Streptophyta, Magnoliopsida, Rosales, Rosaceae. The coding region runs from base 1 to 1350 and encodes 449 amino acids.
AUGGCCGCCACACUUCGUGAAGUAGCUAUAAAGGCAUUGUGGGUGUACUUGUCUGUUUUGUUGUUGUUCGUUUCAUCGAAUAUGCAUUACUUGGUUGAUGGGGCAUCUCAAGUUCCUUGUUACUUCAUAUUUGGAGACUCGUUAUCCGAUAGUGGAAAUAACAAUGGGCUUUUGACACUGGCCAAAGUCAAUUAUCGUCCCUAUGGCAUUGACUUUCCACAAGGUCCAACUGGAAGGUUCUCCAACGGACGUAACUUGGUCGAUAUUAUUGCUGAACUACUAGGUUUUGAUGAAUAUAUACCCACUUUCGCGGCUGCAAUUGGAGGAGAUAUAACAAAAGGUGUAAAUUAUGCAUCUGGUGCAGCUGGUAUCCGUGACGAAUCUGGACGUAACCAGGGAAUGAGAAUAACCUUGUAUAAGCAAUUGAUAAAUCACCAAAUCAUAGUCAAUAAGCUUGUUGCCAAUGGUUCACUCGCUGCAGAUUAUCUAAGCAAGUGCAUAUAUUCGAUUGCGAUAGGCGCUAACGAUUACAUUAACAACUACUUCAUGCCAAAACUCUACCCAACUAGCCGCUUAUAUACUCCAAAGCAAUAUGCAGAUGUUCUUGUCGAAGAAUGCUCUCAGCAAUUACGGACUCUGUACAACUCGGGGGCAAGGAAGAUGGCCCUUAUUGGACUAGGCACGAUAGGUUCCACACCCUUCGAAGUGGCAAUGUGUGGCAUAAACGGCACCGUAUGUGUUGAUAACAUCAACUAUGCUGCCCAACUUUUCAAUGCAAGGCUUAAAUCACUUGUCACUGAUCUUAACACAAAUCUAACAAAUGCUAUGUUCAUUUACAUAGAUUAUUAUGGAAUUGGACUAUCCAGUGCUGCUUCAUCUCCUCCUGGUUCUGUUAAUUACACUGCACCAUGCUGUGAAGUUGAAAUGAAUAGUACGACGGGGCUAUGCACCCCGUUCAAGACCCCAUGCCAGAAUAGAACUCAAUAUGCAUUUUGGGAUGCUAUCCAUCCUACUGAGAUUUCAAAUGUGGAAACCAGAAAGAAAGGCCAAGAUCGGCUCCAAGACGGAUCCAGACUUCCAAGCAAAGUUGAUUACUUUCCUCAAGUCCAGACAGGAAGUGUUUGCAUGGUCAUAGGCCGAUAUGCCAGGGAUCUCACCAGAGUUGCUAACCCACAAACUCACCAUCUCAUCAGACGUUCCCCCUAUCAGGUAGACCUUACAGAGGAAAAAUACAAGGCCAUCCAGGCAGAAGUCAAGAAGCUCCAAGAUGUCAAGUUUGUCAAGGAAGUAUCCUACCCGAUAUGGCUAUCAAACAUUGUGAUGGUGAAGAAACCUAAUGGCAAAUGGUGA